Messenger RNA from Hyaloscypha bicolor E, 1146 nucleotides. RefSeq lists its product as uncharacterized. The record is from RefSeq and is a predicted model, not a curated record. Lineage: Eukaryota; Fungi; Ascomycota; Leotiomycetes; Helotiales; Hyaloscyphaceae. The transcript has 2 exons. Bases 188 to 1084 code for a protein of 298 amino acids.
AAGGCGGGCGCCUGACCGAUCCGCAACUGAAGUCGGGCGCGACUUCGUGCCCAACCAAAGUACCACCAACUUGCCUAGAUUAAGGCUGCACCCCAACGAUUAUUUGACUUGGCUUCUCAAUGUUCUUGCAAUGAUUUAAACGCCCGUUUUCGUCAGAUUUGUUAUUAACAAGCAACAAAUUCGGGGCAUGGCGUUACUCGAAUCGUCUAAAGGAGUUCCUAUUUCUCAGGAUGACGCCGAAAUACGCCUCCAUCAUGCUGAUAUUUUCCACCAAUUCUCCAAGCUCCCCAUCGAGUUGCGAGAAAGGAUUUGGCAGCACACGUGGCCGGGACCUCGGUUGAUUGAAGUGGGUAGCCAUGGCCGUGACGCAGCCAGCGUCGAAGAUAGCGAUAACGAGCACGAGCACGAGCACGGUGACCCUACUUUCUCCCUAUGCAUCUUAGGAAACUUCUCCAGCAAGCACUCCAUCCACACGGAACAGGAACAGAUACCUCAGCAGUGGUUUUCGCCCGUAGCUCUCUUCGUCUGUCACGAAUCUAGACAGCAUACACUUCGGCAUUACACCCUUACAGAACACCAGGAGUCCAAAUCCAAAUCAUUCUAUUGCGAUCCCUCUGUUGAUAUUCUCUGGUUCAACUACGAGUUCACGGGACACGCUGUCAACCUUGCUCACGUCGAAUUGCACGACCGGAUGGAUAAACUAUGCCAACGGUAUCAUACUCCUCUCAACCUUUUCAAAACUGUCCUUGUCGACGAGAUUUUCUGGAACCCAGAGAGCGGAAAUCAAGAAUAUCUUGCUCUCCUCCUCGGCCUCACUACGAUUUUGAUCAUGGACACAUCUCGACAGGACACAUCCCGGGAGGAUGUCAUCCCAACCAUAUACGACCAUGAGGAUUUGCAACACUUCAUCGCUGCGGAGAAGAAAGAGUGUGCCAAGUUCAAGGAACAACAUCCCAGAUGGCCCUUGCAGAGCAUCCAAUAUCUGGCGCGUGAUACCAAUACAAUCGGCUUUAUCCCGUCCACCACCCCGAGGAGGCUGAGACGGUACCUCUGGGAUUCUCGUUGGAAUUGGGAAUGGGUCUAAACGUCCAAACACAAGACCUUGCCCUAAGAUAGUGGAACCAUUUAAGUCGCCAAUGUUCAGCU